Molecule: messenger RNA, 507 nt
Organism: Sphenostylis stenocarpa
Lineage: Eukaryota; Viridiplantae; Streptophyta; Magnoliopsida; Fabales; Fabaceae
Source: the annotation of a GenBank genome assembly
AUGGGUUCUAAGAUGAGUGGGCAAAGCAUUUUGGUGGGAAUACUAUGCAUUGCUUUGGUGUUGGUUUCAGGAGAAGCAUCGAUAAGAAGGGAUGAAAUUGGUUUGGUUUACUGCUCAGAGCCAGGUGAAGGGCAGUGUCCAGAUAUCACUCUCUGCACCCAAUUUUGCCUCAGUCGCAACCUACACGGCGUUGAUAAUGAAUUAGAGUUAGGGAAAGAGAGUAGGAUGAAGAACCAAGCUAGUUCAUGCAUGGAAAGAGUUCUUAGAUGGUUUCUUGAUGCAAUUUUGAUGUGUUUCUUCAUUAAUCAGAGGUAUAUGGCUAGGAUAAGUCAAGACAAAGAGAUUCUAGUCACCUACAUGGCCCCUUCCUCCCUGGAGAUUGUUCCCUCUACUGGAAUGUCGUCAUCCCCCUUCUCUCAUCUUAUGCUCUCGUCGUCACCACUUGACCUUAAGUUAUCGCAAGACUCGUCGUUGUGGGAAUCAAAGAUGGUCACCUCUCCUUCAUGA